This is a messenger RNA of Necator americanus (New World hookworm), 258 nucleotides long. RefSeq lists its product as uncharacterized. NCBI's taxonomy places the organism in Eukaryota, Metazoa, Nematoda, Chromadorea, Rhabditida, Ancylostomatidae. The transcript has a single exon. The record is from RefSeq and is a predicted model, not a curated record. The coding region runs from base 1 to 258 and encodes 85 amino acids.
AUGAAAGUUCAAUUGCCAGAAGAGAGCAUGGAAUCUUUGGCAACAACCAUUCGUUUCGCCGAGCACUGUCCAGUGAACUCCAACAAGCCGUCCUGCCGAAGGUUUUCCGACACCUCUGCGUUGCGUCUUGCCAUUUGUUGUGUUACAGGAGACACGACAUUUCAUGAUGACCUCAAUGCGUUGAUGUCUAACAUACCUAGCGGGCAGGUGGUCAUCGUCGGGAUUGACGCAAAUCCGAAGAUGGAACUUGAGCAAUAG